Molecule: messenger RNA, 252 nt
Organism: Pseudozyma flocculosa PF-1
Lineage: Eukaryota; Fungi; Basidiomycota; Ustilaginomycetes; Ustilaginales; Ustilaginaceae
Exons: 3
Coding region: 1-252 (83 amino acids)
Biological process (GO): mitochondrial electron transport, ubiquinol to cytochrome c
Source: RefSeq, a predicted model, not a curated record
AUGCCCGCAUUCCGACCUACUCCUCUGGCGCUCCGGGCCCAGCCCAACUUCAAUCCGCACGUCGGACGCAUUACCCCGAGCACCUUUGUCAAGUGGGGGCCAACCCUCGCCCUCUGGGGUGGUGCCGGCGCCGGCGCCGUCAUGCUCUUUAUGAGCAACGUGCCCAUCUUCAAGCACGACGUCCUCAUCAAGAUGCCCUUUAUCGCUUCGUACUUUGAGGACAAGACCCACCCCGCCGACAACGCCUUCUAG